AUGAAUGAUCAAGUACAGUAAAAUUUAAUUUUAAUUUUUUUUUUAUUUUUAUUCAUUUAUUUUUAUAUUUAUUUUAUUAUUUUUAAAAAUUUUUAUUUAUUUUAUUAUUUUUUUAAUGUUUUUUAUAACUUUCAUUUUUCCAACUAAAAUUGGUUGCAUAAUCCCCAUUUUACUGUACAACGCAAGAAUUUAGCUAAAAAAUCCUCAGGAGAGCCUAAAAAAGAAUAUCAAAAAGUCAGGAUCAAAGACACUGAAUUUUGUGUUGGGGACACUGUCCAAAUACUUGUUAAUGAAAACGAAUAUUCUUACGGCACAAUAGAACGAAUCUGAUGGCACCAACGUCGAGGCAAGCCCAAGGCUGAAAUCCGUGCCUAUUUCAAACCCAAAGAUCUAUUCGAAAACACAGAAAUUUUCAGCGAAGCUGAGCUAUUUGAUUCAAAUUUAGUCCAAACUAUCGAUAUAGAGUCCAUUGAAGGCAAAGUAUUAGUAUUAGAAUUCCAAACUUAUUAUCAAGAAGACUAUUGAGAAGAAAACAUUUUCUUUUCCAGAGCCAAAUGGAAUACAAAGACUCGGCAGCUCGAACCUCCUAUAAAAGACUGAAUGAAGGUCUGUAUAUGCAACCAAAUAUUCAACCCCGAUAAGCAAUAUAGCUAUUGUGAUAAGUGUGGGUCCUUUUUUCACUCAGAGUGUGUUGAAGAAGCAGCGAAGGAAGGAAAAAUUUAUGCGGAUUGCCCCAAAUGCCCAGAAAUUUAA
Messenger RNA from Blepharisma stoltei, 753 nucleotides. Lineage: Eukaryota; Ciliophora; Heterotrichea; Heterotrichida; Blepharismidae. The record is from the annotation of a GenBank genome assembly.